GCAGCGCGGCGCUGGCGGGCGCAGGAAUGCGCGUUCCAGUUAAAUAGUGGGCGCAGGGGCGGCCGCCGCGGCGGCUCUCGGCCGGGACAGAGCGAGCGGGGCGGCGCGGAGCCGAGCGGAGCCUCCAUGGCGCGGCGCUGCCGCUGUGGCGGUCGGGGCGUUGCGGCGCGGCUGUGACAGGCGGCUGGGGCCGGCCUUUCUCCCCGCCCCGGCGCUCAGCGGGGCCCUCGGCGAGCGGAGGAGCGGUGUUCCCGGGGCGAUCGGAGAGGAGCCGUGGCGGCCGGCGGCUGCCGGCGGGUCACCGCCUCUAUGAUGAAAUUUAAGCCGAACCAGACGCGGACGUACGACCGGGAGGGCUACAAGAAGCGGGCGGCCUGUCUGUGCUUCCGCAGCGAGAGCGAGGACGAGGUGCUGUUAGUAAGCAGUAGCCGAUACCCAGAUCAGUGGAUCGUACCAGGUGGAGGAAUGGAACCAGAAGAGGAACCUGGAGGAGCAGCUGUCAGAGAGGUGUAUGAAGAGGCUGGUGUAAAGGGGAAGCUGGGCAGACUGCUCGGGAUAUUUGAGCAGAACCAGGAUCGGAAGCAUAGGACGUACGUUUAUGUUCUCACUGUCACAGAAAUACUGGAAGACUGGGAGGAUUCUGUUAAUAUAGGAAGGAAAAGAGAAUGGUUUAAAGUAGAAGACGCCAUCAAGGUCCUUCAGUGCCACAAGCCCGUUCAUGCAGAGUACUUGGAAAAACUGAAACUGAGCUGUUCGCCCACGAAUGGAAACUCUGUGGUUCCCCCUCUCCCAGAUAAUAAUUCCCUGUAUGUCACUUCUGCACAGACUUCUGGGUUGCCCUCUACUGUGAGAUAAACGUUUGGAUUACCUUUCUGUUCAUGCCAUCGCAAGGGGAGACUUCUUUGAUUACAUGCAGGCACCCAUAUUACUGUCAGCUCUAAGUGAAAUACGUGAAUGUGUCAUAAUGUCAAGUUUAUUUGGACGCAUUUUUCCUUUUUAACAAUGUAAAAUAGUAUUUCAGCAAACCAAAGCCAUAGAUGGAUUUUUUUAAGAUGCCUUAGUAGGCCAUUUUUAAAGAAUGAAACUUGAGUACGUAAAUCUCCAUAUCUGCUAAAAUAAAAUAUGCAUCUAAGUGGUGUUCAGCUUAUUUAAGACUUGUCGGUAGUUCUGCAAGAGUACUUGCUUGGAGAAAAGCUUGAGCAGCUGGUCCUACAGUAAACUCUUGUUGGGUAUCCACAAAUGAAGUGCUGAGAACUGAAGGCCGCACUGUUUGGGGAGAUGAAAGCAGAGAAUGUGUAAGUGCGAUUACAGUGAAGCUCUCUAACUCAUGUUGAGAGCCAGGGACACCAACACUAAGCACCGUUUGCCUCGGUCAUCCUAAAAAUUGCUUUGCAACCUUCACAUAAGGUAGGACUAGAGCAAGGACAGUAACUCUGCCUUGCAAUUACCAAACCCAUUUGCUAUACUUUGGUUAUUUGGUCAACCAAUUAACUGUCAGAAGAUGUAUGUGAAGGGUGUUGUAGUUUCCUCCCUCAUCCUCUUUUCCUUUCAGCAUUGUGGUGCACAUUUUGCUCAUAGUGCAAUUACACGGCAGGACCCAAAGCCUGCUGACCUCCAGUGACAGGCAUCUUCUGUCAUGUUCAUGCAGUCUGUUAAUUAAAAAUGCUUGAAGGAAAAUGAGACUUAGUCCAUGGGCAUCCUUUAAGGUUAAUGAAGCAUGUGUUGAGGUGUUGUGCCCAGUGGGAGCUGGUUGUGGUACUUGGGCCUUGGAGACAGGUAGGUUGAUAUGCUAUUGGAGGAAUAAUAUUCCCUCAUCAUAUUCAGAAGGUGUGCUGAAAGCCCCGCAUUACAGUUAGCUCUUUAAUACUUGAGUUUUACUGUUUUAACAUCAGUUGCUCUAGUGUUCUGUAAUUAACAGCUGGCCUCCUGGUGAAACUCACCUGGAAUAAAUGAGGUGCAGCUGACAACUGCCCUCUGCUUCAUUCUUUGUCCUCUUCUUCAGCCAAGAAGAUGAAACCUAAACCCACUGUAGGUCUUAAUACGCUUCUACCAUAGGAUUAUUCUUCCCGUGUAUGUAUGUGUGUGUAUAUGGCUUUCUUCUACAGGAACACGAUCCAAUUCAUAUGAACACCUUAAUUCUGCGUUUCUUCUAGGAUCUAAGCCUGACUGUCCUCUCCAGCCAGUCAAAGCAGAGGCUGAGGUAAAGCAUUACCUCACGUGUGACGUUUAUUCUGGGUAUAGCUCAUUCUCUACACAGCAUUUGAACCUUUGUAAAUAGUCCAAAUAGUAAAUAGUGAGUGUAAAAUGGAAAAUAAAUGUAAUUUAAGCCUUUUGUUACUCAAUACACAAAUGGUUAACUUCUACUUUUUUAACACAAAUUGUGUAAAAUGCUGCUAUAAAUUAAACUUUUUUGUGCUGUUACACUUUUUUAGGGAAAUAAAAAAAGAAAUGUUGUUGCCAGAAGUUACUCCUUAGAAAACCAACCUUGUGCCAUAUGUAAAUGCAGUGGAACUACUAGGGAGACAGAUGUUCUGAUCUCUUAAUGCUGCUCUCUUUGAAGAGGUAUAAAUACUACUGACAAGAGGGUGUGAGCCACAAAGCUGAACACUUCCAGAAUGGUGGGUAGGGCUGUUCCACCCCUGUAUGUCCUAUUCCAGAUCACAUUCAGAAUGGGGAAGAACUCAGCUCUGUUCAGGCAUGUCUUAGCACAGAAGUGCUGCAGGCAGCUUAUCUUGCCUUCAGUCAUGAGGUGAGGGGCUGAACUUGGUGGUUUCCAAAGCAGGGGCGUGCUGGGCUACAAAGCAAAGGGUGGAACUGAGCAUUUUCAGGUAUGUUCAGUGUUUGUUACAACUGCCCCUAUUGUGUGAAAGUACCUCUGGCUCUAAAGUUGCCUUUGGAAGUGACAAAUUGAGCUUGUUGGGCACUUACCUUUUGCUCCUCUUUUUGGUUCAGUAGUCAUUUGAACGCUUCAAAUUGAGCAAACCUGUAUAGGCUUUCUUGUAACAAGAUUCUAUGGAAGACGUGAGAGCUAAAACAAGAAUUCAGAGCUCAAGUCCUUAUUCCUAAGACUGCUUCUGUCUCAGUUUCCAAUUCUUGGAAUGAAACCAAUCCAAGCUUGUAUGAGAUUUAGUGGUAAUGCAUGAUCUUAUUUUGUAACUCUUGAAUUAUGUAUUUGAUAAUAAUGUAAAAAUGUACAGUAUUGCCGUUGCUAACAAACUCAGAGUUGAUUGCCUAUAAAUAUUUUGGUUAUUUUUUUUGGUCACACACAUUUGAGCUGUUCAGUAAUGCCAGAUGGAUUUUGAAGCAGCAUUCAUGGUAUAAACCCUCUUCAGUCUCCGUGCAGCCUUCAGAAGGAAACCCUGUGAUGUUUAAUUCGACUUCCACUCCUCAGAGAUGAAUGUUCUGUGAAUUGGGCAAAUCUGAUGGUGCAGGUAAACUGAAAGUGCUUCAGUUGUGCUGAAAGAAAACCAUUCUAGUGAAGGAGCGGUGGGUCUGCCUUCAGCUGCAAUGCAAAGAAAAAAAGCCUUCUCAUUUUCUGCUCAUCUCUAUUUAGAUGGUCUAAAUCUGCUAUGUACAGAGUAGAUAUGGAAUUGUCCUGGUGCUGUGAAUUCGGUACAGCAGGCCCAGACCUGGUUCUCUAGAGGAAAGAGAAGCAGCUGACACCAUGCUCUGGUCUCAGAAAGCUGAGUUUGGGCCGCUGCUUCCUGCAUUAAGUUAUGGCUUUAGAGUGGUAGCAGAGAGAAACAGCCUUAAAGUUUAAAAACACACAGAGCAUUGAGUAAGUGGAAUAUUCUGCUCUUAAACACCAAGAGAAGUAUUGAAGGACUGCACAGAGGCUGCUGAAGUGGAAUAUCUUAUUUUGGUGCUUACUGCACCCUGUGUUAACCUUUCAAUGUGCUGUAAAAAAAGACAACGAGAAACAAGAGGAGGCAAACACUUGGUUUACUUACUGCCAUGGUUUGUGAAGUGAAAACUGAAGGGAGGGGUGGGGGGUGCAAAAUAAGUUGUAAACAUUUUGAUCUGUUUGCAUGGAUUUUCUUUUGAGAUUGAUGUAAGAAUUUUGACUUUUUAUAUUUGAGAAAUACCAAAAUAAAAUCUAAAUUAGUCCUGUGGA
Messenger RNA from Coturnix japonica (Japanese quail), 4114 nucleotides. It is a transcript of the gene NUDT4, whose product is annotated as nudix hydrolase 4. Gene Ontology annotation, biological process: diadenosine hexaphosphate catabolic process; diphosphoinositol polyphosphate metabolic process; adenosine 5'-(hexahydrogen pentaphosphate) catabolic process. The record is from RefSeq and is a predicted model, not a curated record. Gene Ontology annotation, molecular function: diphosphoinositol-polyphosphate diphosphatase activity; bis(5'-adenosyl)-pentaphosphatase activity; bis(5'-adenosyl)-hexaphosphatase activity. NCBI's taxonomy places the organism in Eukaryota, Metazoa, Chordata, Aves, Galliformes, Phasianidae. Gene Ontology annotation, cellular component: cytoplasm; nucleus.